Molecule: messenger RNA, 447 nt
Organism: Entrophospora candida
Lineage: Eukaryota; Fungi; Glomeromycota; Glomeromycetes; Entrophosporales; Entrophosporaceae
Source: the annotation of a GenBank genome assembly
AUGGGAAUUAAGUAUGUUUUAUUAGUGAGUAGACAAGGUAAAUUGAGACUUGCAAAAUGGUUUAAUACAUUAUCAACGAAAGAGAAACAAAAGAUAGUCAAAGAAGCCACUCAAAUGGUUCUUUCAAGAAGAACAAAAAUGUGUAACUUCUUGGAAUAUAAAGGAAUUUCUGAUACAGAUAAUGAACUUUUAACGCUUGAAAUUAUUCAUCGUUAUGUGGAGAUUUUAGAUCGUUAUUUUGGAAAUACAUAUAUUAACCAAUUACUAAUCAAUGAAUCAAUUACUGAAUCAACCAAUCAAAAGGCAUAUUUUGUAUUGGAUGAAUUAAUUAUUGCAGGAGAAAUGCAAGAAUCAAGUAAAAAAUCAGUAUUAAGAGUUAUUGGUCAGCAAGAUUCUUUAGAAGAAGGUGAAAAUGGUGAAAAGGGUUGGCCAGAGAAAAAGUCAUAA